AUGGAUACGCAAAGGUUGCAGGAGUUUUUCGAUAGCGUUGCCCAAGUUAUUGGCGAAGCCAAUGUCUCUCGUCAGCCUUCUUCGGGCGGAUUGAAGGGUCCUUUGGGCUCGACAGCCUAUGGUGACCCCUUUGCAUCUCCCGCAAACCAUGACCCCUGUGGAGCCGUGCGUCCGAAGAAUGUCGACGAAGUUCGUGAGAUCGUUCGACUGGCGAAUCAAUAUGUCAUCGCUCUGUGGACGGUUUCUCGCGGUAAAAACCUCGGAUACGGGGGCUCUGCACCAGUCGUUAAGGGAACCGUUGUCCUGGACCUGCAUCGAAUGAACACGAUCGUCGAAAUCAAUGAGGAGUACGGCUACGCUAUUGUAGAGCCGGGCGUCUCCUUCUUCGAUCUAUAUGAAGAAAUUCAAAGACGGCGUCUCAAUCUCUGGCCAUCCGUACCAGCCAUUGGCUGGGGCUCCGUUCUUGGAAAUACUACGGAUCGUGGGUUUGGCUAUACACCUUUAGGAGACCAUGCUCAGGCACAAUGUGGUAUGGAAGUUGUUUUGCCGAAUGGCGAGUUGCUGCGGACUGGCAUGGGUGCGAUGGAGGGCAGCCAGAUGUUUGCACUUUAUAAAGGCGGCUUUGGUCCCAGCGUGGAUGGACUCUUCUUCCAGUCUAACUUGGGUAUUGUCACAAAGAUAGGCAUCCAGAUGAUUCCCGCCCCGGAAGCCUACGCCACUGUCGAAGUCGAUGUGCCCCAAGAGUCUGAUCUCGUGGCCCUUGUGAGCAUCCUAUCAGACUUGAUGCGUCGCUCCGUCAUACUCAAUUCCCCGUCAAUUGCCAACAUCUUUCGCAUCGCGCUCACAUCGCGAGUCCCAAGUGUACACGAGAAGCUGCAAGAAUACAUGAAACCAAACAGCUGCGUACCAUAUGAUGUACUCGAUGGAAUCCGUGUUGAGCAAAAGUGGGGUUUUUGGCGAGCAUAUUUCUCCCUGUACUCGCAGGUUGAGUUGCUUCCCGGACUACUCCAAACUACCCGCAGAGCAUUCAACGCCAUCCCCGGGGCUACUAUGACUUGGCGAGAGUUCUCCGGAAAACCGGGCGAGUCUAUUACGACCGCUACCAUCAAGGAAGAAGAAAUUCCCCACAGUGGUAUUCCAACACUCGCACCACUGGAAAUUCUCAACAGUCGCCAGAAGCCGGGCAGUCACAUCGACUACUCUCCUCUAUUCCCACCUUCCGGUCGAGAGCUGUACGAGUGGUAUCUCAAAGCCAAGCAGCGAACAGUCGAUUCCAAGUUUGACUUCUUCGCAGAUUUCCAUGUGUUCCCCAGACAUGUGAUUGGUAUCGAGUUGAUCAUCUACACUGACGAAGAGGUUAAGAGGGUUGAUGAGCUCAUGCGUCACGUUAUUCGUGAUGCAGCUGAGAUGGGGUAUACUGCAUACCGUACUCAUCUUGAUUAUAUGGAUGAGGUUGCUUCGCAUUUCAACUUUAACGGCGGGGCUCUGAAACAGAUUUCUUGGAUCCCAGGGGAAUUCUGUCCCCAGGCAAAUCUGGAAUUUGGCCAUACGGCGAACUGA
Molecule: messenger RNA, 1560 nt
Organism: Penicillium cataractarum
Lineage: Eukaryota; Fungi; Ascomycota; Eurotiomycetes; Eurotiales; Aspergillaceae
Product: FAD-binding oxidoreductase
Exons: 5
Coding region: 1-1560 (519 amino acids)
Biological process (GO): lactate catabolic process
Cellular component (GO): mitochondrion
Molecular function (GO): D-lactate dehydrogenase (cytochrome) activity; D-lactate dehydrogenase (NAD+) activity; FAD binding
Source: RefSeq, a predicted model, not a curated record